GUCAAAGUAAAUGCAUGGUUCACUUAACUGUAUUAUUAUAUCGAGAAGCAUGAUGAUUAUAUUCUCUGUUUUAGACAAAUUACAUGUCUAGCUUAUAGGAACAGCGUCAGUUAUCAAUUUUAUCAUAUCCCCGAUUUAACAAUGUCGGGGAAGAAAUGCAAGCACUGUGGCUCUUCUGAGAUAGAAGUAGAUCCCGCUCGAGGUGAUGCAGUGUGUACAAACUGCGGAACUGUGUUAGAAGACAACAUUAUUGUGGCCGAAGUAGAGUUCCAAGAAAACGCUCAUGGGGGGGCUUCAGCUAUUGGCCAGUUUGUAUCUGCCGAGUCUAAAGGAGGUGCUACUGGUUUUGGAGGAGCAUUCAAUGCGGGCAUUGGUCAAGAAUCCAGAGAAGUAACCUUACGGAAAGCCAGAGAUGGCAUCACAGCACUCUGUCAGCAACUACGACUUAACCAGCAAUGCAUAGACAUAGCUUGCAACUUUUUCAAGAUGGCACUGUCCCGGCAUCUGACUAUUGGCCGGCCGGCGAGCCACACGCAGGCGGCUUGCGUGUAUAUGACGUGUAGAACUGAGGGCACGGCGCACCUGCUAAUCGACAUCAGCGACGCGCUUCAAAUCUGCUGCUACCAGCUCGGCCGCACGUACUUCAGGCUCUCUCGGGCUCUGUGCAUCAACAUUCCACCUACUGACCCAUGCCUCUACAUUCUGCGGUUCUCAUCACAGCUGCAGUUUGAAGACAAGUCGCACGAAGUGAGCAUGACGGCUCUACGGCUGGUUCAGAGGAUGAAACGCGAUUCGAUACAUUCAGGAAGGCGGCCGUCCGGCAUCUGUGGCGCUGCCCUUCUAAUCGCCGCUCGCCUGCACAACUUCUCACGUACACCGGCCGACGUGGUCCGGAUAGUGAAAGUUCAUGAAUCCACACUGCGCAAGAGACUGCUGGAGUUCGGUGACACUCCGUCGAGCGCGCUGACGCUUGAGGAGUUCAUGACAGUGGAUCUUGAGGAGGAGCAGGACCCGCCGGCGUUCAGAGCGGCCAGGAAGAAAGAUAGAGAACGGUUGCAAAAGUUAAUGGAAGAAGAGGACGGCGAGAAGGAAAUGACUGACCUGCAGAAAGAGAUAGACGCACAGCUAGAAAAGGACAACUCUAGAAGAAAGAAGGCAGCCGCCUCGGCAGCGAUGCCGUCAACUCCUCUGUCAAUAUUGAGCGAUGAUGGCACAUCAGAAGACGCGGAGGCGUCCCGGUUCGCCGCGGAAGACACGUUAAAUCUCCUCGGCGAGAUCGCCAGCGAGGUGCAGCCCAAAACAGAGGCAUCACAGAAACAGGAGAAACUAAAACUGGAGAAAGGACUAGGUCCAGACUUAGCAGUAAUAGGUCUAGGUAAUAGGCCCGACCAGCCCGAGGAGAAAGACAAGUUCCUAAAACCGGAGCCGAAGCCCCAGUUCGGCGCGGACCUGGUCGCCGAUGAACUUGUACUAGCUCCCAGUGACGAAGAUUAUGUAAGCUCGCUUAUUAUGAGCGAGGAGGAGGCGAGACAUAAGACGCAGCUCUGGAAUAAGAUCAAUGCGGGGUACUUGAGGGAUCAGAAAAUCAAAGAAGAGAUGCGAGCCAGAGAAAAGGAGGAAGGCAAAGACAAAAAGAAGAAAGUCCGCGGCUCAUACAAGAAGAAGACUCCUUGCAACGCUGCUACGGCCGGCGAGGCCAUUGAGAAAAUGUUGGCUGAAAAGAAAAUCAGUAUGAAGAUCAACUACAAUAUAUUGAAGACGCUGGACCAUCCGGGGGCUCCGAUGUCUCCUGUUAGAGAGGCUGCUACCCCUGUUCUUGAAUCAAAACCCCCCACUCCCGCCCCAGUACCAGCAUCACCCGUGCCCAAGAAACGCAAGAAGAAAGCUCCCCCCGCCCCCGCCACGCUCAACAUCGCCAGCCCCUUGCCGACUACGCCCGCACCGGCUACGCCUGCAACGCCUACGCCUGCACCGCCUACGCCUGCACCGGCUACGCCUGCACCCGCUACGCCAGCUCUUACUGAUGCAGGCGACGAUUACGACGAAGACGUAGAAGUGGAGCCUACCGCCGCCGCAGAAGAGCUCUCUUUAGGCGCCCUACUCCAAAAUGGUCAGGACGACGACUAUUAUGAUUACGAGGAAUACUAAAUACAUACAGGGUUGCAAGAAUAUAAGUGCAUUUAUGUUUUGGGAUUAUACUGAGCAACUUAUACUAUGGGACCAACCACGAAAUCGCGAUAAAAAAAAUACCCUCCCAUAGAAAAUGGACCAGCCAAAAUGUAUGAAACAGCCAAAUUUUUUUUCGCGAUUUCGGGUUUGGUCCCAUAGUAAAAGUUGCUCAGUAUAAUCCCAAAACCUCCCUGGCAACGGGAAUGCACUUAUUUUUUUGCCACCUGCAGCAGGGCUCGGAACGGGUUUUUCUGAAAAACCCCGAAAUAGCCCAAUAUUUGUAAUUAUUAGCUAUUUACGUAGGACUGAAACAUGUAUUUAGGUAACAACUUCGUAUUAGAUUGUAACAUUAAAAAUGAUAUAAUAAACUAAAUGAACGAAAAAUAACGUAACAAUACCGGAUUUUUUUGUAUGAAGUUACCCGGUUCCGAGCCUUGCUUCUCUGGGAUAGUGCAGCUCAAAAGAACCUACACUAACAUUCAAAUUUAUGCUGUCAAUAAAUUGUCACCCGCUCUUGCUUGCGGCUAGAAUGUUUUGCACUUCAUUACGCCUCUAUAAAUAUUCCUUUGUAUAUUAUGUAGAAGGUAUGUAUACUUUAGUAGUACGCAAAGUAUUCAUUGAGGUGAAUGAACCAACACGUAUUAAAUGGCGAUAAAAACAUAACUACUUAUGCUAUGAUAUUCUGAUACAUUAGGAAUAACGUACCUAAUGAUGUAGUUUAAGAUGUUAAUUAGUUGUAGUUUAACUGAUUGUAUUCGGCAUAUAAUACAUUGCUUACCCAAGUUAGUACAGAAUUUGCUUAGACGGUUACCUUUGAGCAACACCGGCUUCCGACACGUCGGAAGGGAGGAGCCCAAGAGAUAUCUUCCCGUAGAAGGCGUAGAAAUCGUUCUAUCUCGGGCCAUACCUUCGAGCAACACCGGCUUUCGACACGUCGGAAGGGAGGAGCCCAAGCGAUAUCACCGUACAAAUCGUUCUGCCAUUUUUGCGGGGGGAAUCGUGCACACAGUCGCACUUCUCACUCACUACAUACAAAAUCCAAUCUGUAAUGACACAAAUAUGUUAUGUACAUAGAAAAUGACACACAUCAAAGACAAAUCUUGCACACCUCGAUCUCUUUUUGUGUACGGAUGAGUCACAACACAACGAGCACCACGGUAGUUGUGUGCAUGCCCGGUCGGGCAUGUGCUUCGGCAGAGGGGUAAAUAGUGCGAAUGCCGACUCCCUUCCCGGCAGGGGCGUAGCUAGAGGAUAUGGCGCCCGGGGCAGUCACCAAAUUUGCGCUCACUGACGACUGACAAAAGUUUCCCCGCUGCUGCCUUUUGCCCAUUUUGGCGCCCCCCCUUGGACGGCGCCCGGGGCACUUGCCCCCUCUGCCCCCCCCCCCCCCCCCUACCCUAAUUAAGCCACUGCUCCCGGUGUUGCUCGAAGGGCCAUACAUAGUUACCUAUUACGAAAUAUGGAUGUUAAAUAAUUGUAAAAAGACGCAACUUGUGUAUUUUUCUUUUCAGUAGCCUCUUUUGCUGCUGACUGAUAAGUGAUAACAUGUUGUAAGGUUUAUGUGGACAAAACCGUCUUUAAGUGAAGCUACAAGCUCUUUUGUCGCUUUUAACUUGCGUUUGUACAAAAUGUAGGUACACAACUACACAAACUCCACAUACAGAAGGUUGGUAGAGCGGAAGGAGUAAAGCUCUUCCUCUAAAACUAUGUCGGAGCACAGAAUAAAUAAUAGUACUACCGUACAGAAAGGACACUUCCUACAAUACCGAAGUUUGCCACCGAUUUAGGGUCGAAUCAUGCUGUCCCUUUCUAAUGUAUGGCACUAUCCCUUUCGGCGAUUAGGGUUGUCCAAAUUCAAGCCAUUAUCCUCUCUGUGGUUGUACACGCAAAGGGACGUCAAGUUGUGCCAACCCUAAUAAUUGCUCGGAGCCUCGACUCCUCGGAGCAAUGCUGAGCCGAACGGAGCCGAGUUUACCCGAAAGGAGGAGUGUCCCCCCACUGGUCUAAGCGACGUACGUAUUCAAAUACGAAAGUGACGGUCUAACCUCUGACCUAUGACGUUCUAACGGUCUUCCCAGCGAUAAAUUUUAUAUAACGGUCUUCUCCACAUUGUUUUUUUAUAUGGUUAUGUUUUUAACUUUUUAGAUCAUAUUAGGAAUUGAUUAUAGUAGAAGCUAAUAUCGGGUAAACUUUUCGUAAUAAUUAGGUUGGGAUGGUGGAGUGAAAAAGGUCUGAUAUUAGCUAUAUUAUAUGAAGGACUGAUUUUAUUAUUUAUAGUUUGUAAAAUGUUAACUAUGUUAGAACUUAGAAAGCUUUAGAAAUAAAACAAUAACGGCGAAUUAAGUGUUGUCUGUAGUCGGCUUCAUUCUGAAAUGAUGUGAUCAUAUUUCGCCUACUUGUGAGCCUCCAACCCCCCUUGGUGAUUUUAAUCCGUGAUUGUGAUAUUUCUCUGACUCACUCCGCCAUAAAGUAAAUUGAUUUCUGGGUGAACCUUGCUACCCGUGGUGGGAUCCUGUUGAUAGGUAUAAUAUCGCACUUAGAGAUGUACAUUUUACUUGUGUUUUAGCCACAGAUUUAAUAUAUACAAAAAUAAAAAAAAGCCAUACCAUUACCAGCCAUAGAUGAAAUAUAGGAUAAAACAAUCGGUUUCACUUACAAUAUACGCUAGAUGACGCAAAUACCACGAUAUGUAUUGAAACCAAGCGUGCCGACUUUUUCAUACAAAAUUUACGCAUAAUAUAAUUUUAAAAUUACUUAUCUGUGAUAGGAAAUAUGUUCUUGCCUUUGGGUGCUCGCAAUUUUUGGGCUGUUGCAGUUAAUUUGAUAAUUCAACAAAGCAUUUUUUAAGUUUUCACGGACGUCCGGCUGCAACAACUGACGCGCGUGGACUGUAAAGAGCGUGACCGUCGCUGCUCAACGUUUGGUCGGGGUUCGGACACGCGAAGUAGAUGCAUUUGCGUCUUCUAUGGUAUAUUUAUUUCUGUGGUUUUAGCUAAACUGUGUGUUUACUUUUGUUUUUUAAAUUGCACUAGAUGUAAAAAAAAAUAUUUUUAAUGCAGUCUUUCGUUGUAGUAUUGCCUUUUAAAUAUAAGGAGUGUUUUUUUAUCAAUUUAGGUCAAUUUUAGCUUUUCAUAUGCGUACUUAUUCUAUCUUUAUCUUAGGUAUUGAUAAUUUGGUCUAACCUUUAGUUAGACCUCCCCAGUUUCGUAGAGAUCGUCCAAAUUUGUUGAGACUUAUUGAGGCCGUUUGGCUCUCUAAUACUAUCCAAAUCACUUGAUGAUUCCGAGUUAUAGACAUAUCUUUUUCUAUUUUUUAAUUUAUAUAGCGGUGUUUCUAAUAAAACAAUUUAAUAAAAGUAAUUUGAUUUGUCCAAAUCUCAGUAUUUUUUGAAAAAGAUCUUCAUAAAGUGAUGCAUUAAAAAAGAAAAAAGAUGUUAAUAUUAUAUUUAUAAUUAAACUAUUUGUUUAAACUUAUUGUAUUACUUUAAUUUAACUUAAUAGGUUUUUUGCGAAUGUUUUAUGCGACGUCUCAGGAAAAGUCAUGGGUAUGUUCCAUUUUUAUCUACAUUAGGUAUAAGUAUCUAAAAAGGGGUCAUCCAUUAAUUAUGUCACACGAAUUUGACGAUUUCUUGACCCCUCCCCCCCUCCUUGUCACACCUGGUCACAUUUGGCAACCCCCUCCCCCCCUGGUGCGACGUCACAUAUUUGGCAAUUUUGUCUUCAAAGUGUAAUUAUUUUAUUUAUUAUUUUUUAAUUAAAGCAAUACAUAUUGGUAAUUUUAUGACAUGAAAUCGAUUAGGAUUUAAAAAAAACCACGAAUUAGAACGAUUUAUCAUAGUAAAACCCUAUUAUUUAACUGUACAUCGAAUAAAAAAAAAUCCAAACAAUGUUUUUAAACAAGUUUGUGAUUCCCCCUUCCCCCUUGUCACAACAUGUCGCAUUUUCUUAAUCCCCUCCCUCCCAACCCAAUAAAGGUGUGAUGUAAUUAAUGGAUGACCCCAAACAACAUUUAAAAUAACAUAUAAAAAUGAUUUGAUAUGUUAGUAGAGCCUGGUAAAGCUUAACUUAAUAAAAACUGUCAUUCAUUUGUGUAUUUAUAAUAGCAAUAAAUUUAUACCUA
Molecule: messenger RNA, 6288 nt
Organism: Cydia strobilella
Lineage: Eukaryota; Metazoa; Arthropoda; Insecta; Lepidoptera; Tortricidae
Gene: Brf
Product: transcription factor IIIB 90 kDa subunit
Exons: 12
Coding region: 142-2148 (668 amino acids)
Biological process (GO): DNA-templated transcription initiation; transcription preinitiation complex assembly; transcription by RNA polymerase III
Cellular component (GO): transcription preinitiation complex; nucleus; transcription factor TFIIIB complex
Molecular function (GO): TBP-class protein binding; RNA polymerase III type 3 promoter sequence-specific DNA binding; RNA polymerase III general transcription initiation factor activity
Source: RefSeq, a predicted model, not a curated record